Penicillium soppii is the source of this 798-nucleotide messenger RNA. It is a transcript of the gene pre6, whose product is annotated as proteasome core particle subunit alpha 4. The coding region runs from base 1 to 798 and encodes 265 amino acids. Gene Ontology annotation, cellular component: nucleus; proteasome core complex, alpha-subunit complex; proteasome core complex. Lineage: Eukaryota; Fungi; Ascomycota; Eurotiomycetes; Eurotiales; Aspergillaceae. The transcript is spliced from 5 exons. Gene Ontology annotation, biological process: ubiquitin-dependent protein catabolic process. The record is from RefSeq and is a predicted model, not a curated record.
AUGUCCGGAUACGACCGAGCUCUUUCAGUAUUCAGCCCCGAUGGGCACGUCUUCCAGGUUGAAUAUGCCAUGGAGGCUGUAAAGCGCGGAACUUGCGCUGUCGGUGUGAAAGGCAAGGAUAUCGUCGUCCUCGGUUGCGAAAAGCGUUCCGCCCUCAAGCUCCAAGAUACCCGCAUCACUCCCUCCAAGAUCGCGCUGGUGGAUGACCACAUCUGUCUCGCCUUUGCUGGACUUAACGCCGAUGCCCGAAUCCUCAUCGACAAGGCCCGUUUAGAAGCUCAGUCCCACCGCCUGACCGUGGAGGACCCCUCCAGCAUCGAGUACAUCACGAAAUAUAUUGCUAGCGUUCAGCAGAGGUACACGCAGAGUGGUGGUGUCCGUCCAUUUGGUAUCAGUACACUGGUUGUUGGUUUCGACAAGAAUGACUCCACCCCGCGGUUGUACCAGACCGAGCCGUCUGGAAUCUACUCUGCCUGGAAGGCCAAUGCCAUCGGUCGUUCCAGCAAGACCGUCCGCGAAUUUCUUGAGCGCAACCACCAGGAGGACAUGGACCGGGAGCAGACAAUUCAGCUGACCAUCAAAUCCCUUCUUGAGGUCGUGCAGACAGGUGCCAAGAACAUCGAGGUCGCUAUCAUGGCGCCCGGCAAGAGCCUUGAGAUGCUUCCUGAUGACCAGAUCGAGUCUUAUGUGAAGAGCAUCGAGACCGAGAAGCAGGAGGAGGCGGCCAAGAAGAAGACCCGGACAGGGACCACCACGGCAGCUAUCCUCACCCGGCCGGGUGGCGAGUCGACUGAAUAA